This is a messenger RNA of Drosophila takahashii, 1120 nucleotides long. RefSeq lists its product as uncharacterized. The record is from RefSeq and is a predicted model, not a curated record. NCBI's taxonomy places the organism in Eukaryota, Metazoa, Arthropoda, Insecta, Diptera, Drosophilidae.
CGUCGGAUGCACUCAAGUGACAAAAUUAGUGGGGGAAAAUUGUUGCUAUUGCUUCGUAGCUGUCGCAAGUCCAAUUACAGGCUUGGGCUGCCACCCAAAGACCAAAACUACGACUCCAAAGCGGCGACAGUUUUCCUCGAAGCCUGAUGAUGACAAGUCGCUGGCUGCUAUUGAGUUUGCUCCUCUACUGGGGUGGCCAAGAGGUCUCCUCGGGUGUGAUGGACAACUUUAAUGAUGGCCUGAAGAUGGCUGGCCAAAUGUUUGGCAUUAACACGGCCGCAGAUGUGGCCAAUCUGGUGGCCAAGGCCUUUGCGGGCCAAUCAAUGACUAACGUACCCAACCUGAUAAGCUAUGUGCAGAAGAGCUUUCAAGGGCCACAGGAUUACCACGAAGAGGAGCAACCGGAAGAGGAUCAAUCGGAGCAGCAGUCGGAAACGGAAAAUGCCCAGGAAGAGCCGCCGGCGGAGAACAGCACACGAAGACCUCCUCCUCCACCAAUAACCUUUGAUUCCGGGCAAAUCUUUACGAAUAUGCUGAGGAUGGUGGGAUUCGAUACCCGAAAACUGGGAGCACUUGCUUUGAAUGCCUUGAUUAUGGUGGCCCAAGCGAUUGGCAGUACUUUAGUGCAAGCUACUCGAGGAGGCAAAGGACCAUCGAUUGAUGCUUCGGAAUCCCUGUUCGAACCCAGCGACCAUCGACCCCGAUCUCUUUCCAUGGGCUCACCCAUCGAUUGGUUUAUGCAACGUUCCGAUAGGCAUAGCAAACGACUUAUUAGGGAUAUCAUGGAUCGGGAUCUGCCCGAAUACAUUGUGGACAUGAUCGAGUCCAAGGAGAAACCGGAAGAGGGAAGAAACGCUGGUUGCUUGAAGCUGCUUAUGUGCAAGGGCAAGCCCAUAAUUUGGGGAAUGCAGGAAUCGCUGAAGAAACGACUGGCUGGAGAACCUGGAGAGCCCGAAGAAGCCGAGGAAUCGGAUAGCUACUUUAACAAGCGAAUAUUCUUUAAGUAUUUGCCCAGUCUAAAGGAUUUCAGAGUGCAUAGUGCAUCCUGUGAAGCGAAAUAUCACGAGGAUUGUCCCAAAAAUGCUACUACCGGAAGUUUUUUUUAAGAGCACUUUAUCUG